Messenger RNA from Bactrocera latifrons, 4366 nucleotides. RefSeq names its product titin. The transcript is spliced from 3 exons. Bases 429 to 3767 code for a protein of 1112 amino acids. NCBI's taxonomy places the organism in Eukaryota, Metazoa, Arthropoda, Insecta, Diptera, Tephritidae. Gene Ontology annotation, cellular component: extracellular region. Gene Ontology annotation, molecular function: chitin binding. The record is from RefSeq and is a predicted model, not a curated record.
AGUCGCAGUUAGUAAUAUUCAGCCAACGGAGCCUCACAGUGGAAGCGAGUGCGAGCUUUGGUCUGAAGCACCAUUUCUUUUAGAAAAUUACAAACCACCAAGUCAACCAACAGACAGAUAAACGAAUUAAUAGAACAACCUACAACAACAACAAACAGCGUCGACAAUAAUUCAACGGAUUAGCGGAAAUUGUGCAAAAAAACCAACAACAAUUUACCAAAAAGGAUUAAUGUGCAUUUUCGGAAUUUGUUUGCGCGAAUUUCAAACGAACUAGUUUUUGAAAAAAAAAAAAAUAAUAAUAAAUUCAGCAAACGAAAAUUGAAAGUGUGAAAAAGUGACGUUUGAUUUUCAGGAAAAACUUUUUUUAGAACUUCGUGAUAUUUUUUUUAGCGUGGGAAAGUUACGGGUGUCGUGAGCGUGAGGGAAAUAUGUGGAAGCACACUUUACUCUUAGUGUGCCUCAGUGGCUGCUGCCUGGCCGGACCCCUGCAUGGAGUUAAGCGAAAUGUGCCCGUGCUGCGUGAAGAUGAUGCCGAACUGGAGCGUCCCGCACCAGAGCCACUAGCGCCUGAGUACCCCGAGAUGCCGUCGACCUUGACCUUGCCCAGCAAUGCGACAUCGAUACGCGCCGACAUCACUGAUAGCUUCUCGUGCGAUGAUAAAGUUUAUGGUUAUUAUGCGGACGUGGAGAAUGACUGCCAGAUAUUCCACGUCUGUUUGCCGGUAACGUAUGCCGAUGGCAAGGAGAGUACAUUCCGUUGGAGUUUCAUCUGUCCUGAAGAGACGGUAUUCAGUCAGGAAUCAUUCACCUGUAUGCGUCGAGAAGACAUUGCCUUCUCAUGUGAAGACUCUGUUAACUAUUAUGAAUUGAACCGCAAUUUUGGUGACACAGAAGAACAGAACGUUAACUCCAACAAUGCGCAAGCCAAUGAGGAGCAAGCGGAAGCCCAACCCGCGGAGCCAGCUGAGCCCGCCGAACAAGAAGUGGAACAAGCUGUUGCGCCACAAGCAGCUGCUCCAGCACCACAACCAGAAAAGCCAGUUAAGCCCGUGAAGGUGCAGAAACCCAAUCGCAGAAAGCCACAACCGAAACCACAACAGAACCAAGCUAUUUAUCCCACAAAUAAACUGCCAUCCAUUAUGCCACUACGCAAGAUGCCCAAUGUCGGUCCCAACGCGCUUGUUUCUGUUCCCGCUGAGGUAGUGUCCGUACAAGCAGCUGAAAAGGAUGAGGUAAAGGUAGUGCCACCUCGCUACAAGAAACGUCCCGCUGUCAAUAGCGAGAAAAAAGGCAUUGAAGAGCCUGCUCAACCUUUCAAGGUCGAGCUAGUGCAUACUGUCAGCAACCCAGAAUCAUACAAACGCAGACGUCCCACAUUUGCCCACAAAAACAGUGUUGUUACUAAAGUUUCUGAAGAGGUACCUGUUGCCGUCGAGACCGCCCCCGAGGCUGUAGAAGUUGCAGAACCUAUUGUGCCAGCAGUUAAAUUCGAAUCCAACUUAGAUGCUAGUCCGGUACAAGCACAGAAAGAAAUUGAAGCGGUUGAAGAACCUGUAGCGCAAGUUGCUGUAGAAUUUCCAGUUGCCGAAGCCGAAACCGCAAUCGUCGCAGAUGCCGAACCACAAGCUUCUGAAACCGGUGAAGUCGCCGUGGAGCCUGAACAGACUUUGAAAACUAUCGCCGUACAGCCACAUGUUCCUGAUACCGAAGCUACACAAGCGGAGGAAGCUUUUGUGGCGCCAAUUGAGUUAGCGCAGUCAGUUGUAGAAGCUGAACCUGAAUAUGCGGCACCAGUGGCAGAAGAAAAAAUUAAAAUUGAAGAACCUAUGGCUGAGGAACUUUCCAAAUCCGAAGAAGCCCCAGCGGAAGAGAAGAUCAAAGUUGAGAAACCAAUUGUGGCCCAGUUGGCAGUACCAGCAGAAGUAGAGCCUGAAAACGAAGCACUCAAUAAAGAACCUGUUGCCGAAACUGUUGAAGAUAAACCAACUAUAACUGGAGAUGCUCUUCAAAAUGUGGCAACAGAAGAAAAAAUUGAGGAAGUAGCCGCUGCGCAGCAAAUCAAUGUAGAAACACCAACACAGGCUGAAGAACAAGCUCAACCCGCACAAUUAUCCGAAAACAACGAGGAUCAAUUAGCUGGGGCAUCUGAGCCAGUUGCUCUGGAAGCUGAGCCCGAAGUGAUUGCCCCUGUUGAAAAUGCAGAGGAAUCUUUACCUGCUCUGCCCUCACUAGAAGAGUUAGAAGAACAGAAACCAGCCAAUGCUGUUGAAGUUAUGCCUGCUUCACCGGAAAUGGAGCAACAAGAUCCUAUUGUACAUCAAGCUUUUGAGGGUAAUGAUGCCCAUUUGCAAACUGUUGGUGGUUUCAAACCAGUAGACCCCGAAAUGGCCGCUGAAGCUGAAGCACUUAUCUCAGACUUCAUCAAUACCCUGAAGAGCGCACAUCCUAAUGAGAAACCCAUUUUACCAGAGUCAGUGGAAGAAGAAGUACCAGCAGCUUCUGCUGAAAGUGAAGAUACUAAAAUUGAUAUUAUACCACAGACCGAAGAGAAAAUUAUAGAAGCCGAAGCGCAGCCAGAAGAAGUACCCGCUGCAGCUGAGACUGAAACGAACUUAUUGAAAACUGUAGCUGCUGAAGAACCAUUGGUUGAAACAGAAAAUGUCCCUGUUGUAACAGAUAACGAGCCGGUCGAAGAAGAGGAAGUUAAAGUUUCACCGCUCCUUAAAUUCCCAAUCUCCAACAGUUUCGCCUCCAACAUGUAUCAAAUUCCUGUUACAGUCAUUCAAACACCCUACGAAGAGGUACAAAAUGCCGAAACCGAAGUGCUAGAACCACAAGAACAUAUUAAUGCUGAGGGAGUGAAAGCUGAAGCACCAGAGUCUGUAGAAGAGGCAGCACCAGCUGUAGCAGAAACUCAAGAACAAUUGAAAUUCGUGCCAGAAAAGACCGAAGCAGAAAUUAUCCCAGCUGAAGAAACUGAGCCAGAAGUUCAACCCGCCAUUGUCGAGUUUGUUGAAGCCACACCAGAAGCUGUACAACCAGCUCUGCCGGAAGCUAUGGAUACUGUGCCAGAGACUAAAUCGGAAGCAGCACAACCCGCCGCUCCUGUAGCUCUCCGUCCGAUCAGCAUUGACGAUAUUGUUGAGUUGGUUAAAGAACGCUUAGAUCAAGCACCUGCCGAUGAGAAAGGCGCACCUAUGGAGCUUAUUGUCGACUCCAGCAAUGCCGACAAGCCUGUUGAAUUGAAAUUUAGUUUGGAAAAAGGGUCAGCGCCGCAAGAAGUAUCAGCUGAACAAACACCUGCCGAGGAUAUCAUUUUUCCCAUUUAUCAUCGAGUGUCCGAGCCUGAGGUCAGCGCUGUCCAAGCACCCGAAGCUAUCACUGCAGAAGAGCCCAGCGCUUUCGUGACGGAGCUCAAAAAGUUACCAGUUGAAGCUGAAGCCGUACAAGAGGUAGUAGAACCAUUAGCACAAACUGCGGACCAGGCUGUGCAAACGAAUGCCGAUGAACUUGAAGCUAAUGUAGCCAUCAAGUCCGCAAUCAACACUGAGACUGAGCAGGAAGCUGAAGCUGUGCCAGCGCCAGUAGCCUAUGCGCAAGAAACUGAGAGCGAAGCUGCUGUCGUGUCAGCUGAUGAGCCCGUUCAAACCGAGACCGUCGAAGCUGAAAGUGCGAAGGCAAAUCGUGCCUUAAGAUCGCGCAGUUUGACCAAAGCUAAGUUAGAUCCACGUAAACGUCGCUUUCUCUUUAGAUCGGAUGCCAGUUAGAUGCUGCAAACACCUUUUUUUAUGCCCAUUGUGAGCACACCCUGUAUGCCGCCCAUAAAAUUCCUACAGCUUAGGUUUCUAAAUUUUCACUAAAAAAUACACUCUGCUUGACUCCACUACUGCCACAAAGGCAAUUAUCGUUUGGGACUGAACGCCUUAUCCUCGACUUUUUUUUGUGUGCUGGGUGUCACAGACGGUGGACUUCAGCGGAAUCGCAGAGAAAAAAAAAAGUUCUACUCAAAUCUUCUUUUCUUAUUUAAGUUAAACUAAUUUAUGAAUUUAGGUCUACACACUACUUUUUUUAUAUGAAAAACUAUAAAAAAUGAAAAAUGCAAAAUUUAGAAAAGUGCGUGAAAUUCACACAGUUUCGUUUGCCGAAGCCAUAUAAAAGAAGAAAAUAAUUUAUUUUGUUGUUGGAGGCAUUUUUGUUCAAUGCAAAGAAAUAGAAGCGUUCUUAAGAACGCUAAGGAGCUGCAUAUAUACACAUACCUACCACAUACUCACAGAUAGAUUUAUUAAGAAUAUGUUUUAGAAGUUCCAAUUUGCUUAAGUUGAACAAAAGUGACAAUCGAAUAAAACUAAAAAUAAUAAAAAUUAUA